AUGAAUGCUCAAGGGAGAGCUGACAUCUCGAACGGCCCCAUCUAUUACGCAAGCUCGAGCAGCCACGAUGCGACAUCUGCUACAGCCCUACAGAACCACCAGACUCUAGCAUACACGCUUGUUGGCCUCGCAUCUCUUUAUCUAAUUGCGGACCACUUUGGCUUCGCUCCGGUGUCCCUCAUCCAGUUUCUUUGGAACGUUCUCGUCUACAUAACGCCCUCGCGCAUCCUUGUCGCAUUAGACUCCCGAAUGUCACCGUCCGAUUCCGACCCCUCCAACCCCUCGCAAAUGACCUUCCACGCCAAAAGUGAAUCGAUGCAACGGAUUCUCGGUCUUGACAACACCUCCUUCCCUUCCUUUCCUCGUCCGCGGUCGCUCUCCGGCAUCGGCAGCGUUUUCUUGGGCAACAGCAGGGAUACGACUCCCUCGGGGCUGGGAAACUGGGACAACUCCUGUUAUCAAAAUAGCACCAUUCAAGGGCUGGCCUCCUUGAAAUCUCUCUCGAACUUUCUGAGGCGAAAUGUCGAUGAAGUGGCUGAGAAGAGUCCGCUCUCAACGCACCAAGCACUGCAGAGUAUUAUCGAACUUUUGAAUAGUGCAUCAAACUCCGGAAACAAGUUAUGGAUCCCAUCGGAGCUCAAGUCAAUGAGCAGUUGGCAACAGCAAGACGCCCAAGAAUACUUUUCGAAAUUGGUGGACCAAAUCGACAUCGAAAUCCGACAGGCUUCAAAGGGACAAACAAGGAAUAUGGGUCUUAAGAUGGCCGGUCCGGAGGAGAACAUUCUUGGUGGCCACAGCCCUGAGUCAACGACCGGUGACGACAGUUCUAUUGCGGCUUCAACAAAUGAAGCGGCCUUGGGUCGCAAUCCACUCGAAGGCCUACUUGCUCAACGAGUCGGCUGUACCAAGUGUGGUUGGACAGAGGGACUCUCUCUUAUCCCAUUCAACUGCCUAACGGUACCGCUAGGGAGUAAGUAUGAAUACGAUGUGGACGAAUGCCUGGAUCACUACACCGCAUUAGAGGAAAUCGAAGGCGUGGAGUGCGCCAAGUGUACGCUCCUGCGUGCUCAACAACAACUGAAUAACCUCUUGGGCGAUUGUUCCGAAGUUGAUAAGUUCGCGGACAAGUCCACAUCGUCUGGCUUGUCAGACGCUGUCAGAAUCUCCGCACAAACGAGACUCGAGGCCGUAAAUGCCGCCCUGGAGGCAGACGAUUUCGCCGAGAAAACGCUCACAGAAAAAUGCCAUAUUCCCUCAAAGAACCGGGUUACUUCGACAAAAUCUCGGCAAGCGGUCAUUGCUCGAGCGCCAGAGUCUCUCGUUGUACAUAUCAAUCGAAGUCUGUUUGACGAGACGACCUACAUGCUCAAGAAGAAUUAUGCCGGUGUCAAUUUCCCCAGGAUCAUGGAUCUCAACCAGUGGUGUCUUGGCAUUCGGCCAACCGAAGAAUCUGGGGAUUCUCGUGAGAAAUGGAUUACCGACCCCUCUCAGUCUAUGCUUCCUCGCGCGGGUGAAGCAAUUGAUAUCCCGAGCAGACGAUACCAGCUCAGAGCCAUCAUCACACAUUAUGGUCGGCAUGAAAAUGGGCAUUACAUCUGCUACCGCAAGUACCCCACAGCAGUUUUUCCGGCACCUGUCCCAGACGAAGUUCUGCAGGCCGAAGGCGACAAGGAGAAACUGGAGCGCUGGUACCGGCUCAGUGAUGACGAUGUGCAAAUGGUGAGCGAAGGGCAUGUGAUGUCGCAAGGUGGUGCUUUCAUGCUUUUCUACGAAGCGAUCAAGGACAACGUCCCCGAAUGCUCCGAAGAGGCAGUUGAUCCAAAAACUGUCCAGUACGACCUGGCAGAGUCGCUCUCCAAUUUCACUAUGUCUGAAGACAUGUCCACGAAAUCCACAAUCACGGAUGCAGAUUCUAGCACCUCGCGUGCGACUAGUGUUUCCACCCCGGAUCAGCACUUGUCUGCUGAGACUAUCAAGCCUUCGACGCCACCUUCGGAAGGAGCAGAGGUGGCGGAUGUGAAUGUCCAGAACACCCCUGAUUCACUUGGCUCCCCAUCUAUCAUCAGCGCGACCUGA
Molecule: messenger RNA, 2076 nt
Organism: Penicillium waksmanii
Lineage: Eukaryota; Fungi; Ascomycota; Eurotiomycetes; Eurotiales; Aspergillaceae
Product: ubiquitin-specific protease UBP1
Exons: 1
Coding region: 1-2076 (691 amino acids)
Biological process (GO): protein deubiquitination
Cellular component (GO): cytosol; nucleus
Molecular function (GO): cysteine-type deubiquitinase activity; cysteine-type endopeptidase activity
Source: RefSeq, a predicted model, not a curated record